AUGGCGGUUCCCAGAUUUUAUGCGAUAAUCUGCGCAGCUUUAGCUUCAUCGCUAUUUUUCAUUUUUGCAUUUGAUCAGGUGAUGCUGAUUAGCAAUUCUGAUUAUUUGCUGGCAAGGCUAAAUAUAAAAAAUGUGUACAACAUAGAUUUUGUGGUAAUUACUACUUCAUUUGAGGUAGCCGGAUCUUUAGCAGCUGGAUUAUUAUUAGAUUGGAGAGGACGACGCUUGGUGGUAAUUCUAUCUGGCGUCAUGUCGUUCAUUGGGGUCUUGGUAAUGUUCAUGUCCAACAGUUAUACAGUUUUAGUUUUCAGUCGCAUUGCGAUCGGAACUGGAAUUGGUAUGGGAUACUUAAGUAUCCCGAUAUAUAUUGCAGAGUUAUCACCUCUAUCGGUACGAGGUGUCCUUGCAUCAUUUCCUGAGGUUCUCUUCAAUAUCGGAUUUUUACUCGGUUCCGUUUUAGAUCUUAAGAUGUCGGUAGUUUCCGAACGUUUAACAUUGCUGAUUUUUGUGAUAAUCAGUGCUACUUCUUCCUUUGUGAUCACAAUUGUUUUAUCAGUACUGAUUCCAGAGUCACCUAGUUGGCUCAUGAGGCGAGGCCGUAUUGCUGAGGCAACACGAACAAUUAUAAGAUGUACUGGAGAAACUGAAGAAGCAAAUGAGCGUAUCAAUAUUAUGCGACUAAUUCUUGGUGUUUUAGCCGGUGACUCAAGGGAUGUUGUUGAUGACAUUCCUAGAGAAGUUCGUGGACGCGGGUUUCUUUGGAUGGAGUUGUUUUAUCCAACCCCAACCAUAGCUGGAGUUAUUUUGUCAGUGAAUAUCAUACAAGUAAUCCAACAACUAACCGCAAUAGAUAGUCUCAUUUCUAUUGGCACUCCCUUCUUUGUUUAUGCUAACAUCAUCGCAGACGAACAGGCACUGAUUGGGUUGAUAUGCGCUAUGUGUUUUAGGACUAUAGCUCUAUUAGCGCCCAUGCUAAUGCUCGAUAAGUAUGGGCGUGUGAGGCUGUUGAUGAUUAGUAUCGCGGGCACUGUCAUUUCUCUAGGGCUUCUUGGAGUCUUGUAUUUCAGCAUCUAUAGCAGCCACAAAUUCGUAGGUGGCCAAAAUAUUUUUGCUAUAUUCUGCAUAUUCACCCUUGCUGGAUCAUUUUCUUUAGGAUUAGGGCCUAUACCAUACAUUUAUAAUGCAGAGGCCUUCCCAUAUGGAUUGCGUUCUCAGGGUACCAGUUUUGCAGUUGCAAUCCAUAGAUUAGUGAGGUAUUUCAUGCAUAUAUCGUCGCUAACAAUCUAUCGAUGGCUUCCUUUUGGUAUAGUUCUACUUCUACAAACCAUUGUUAUGUUUUUUCUAAUGUUUUUAGGCCUUAAUAAUAUUAGAGAAACCAACCAAGAACUUGCAAUUAUUCUCAAUUUGAUACAUAUAAUGACGCGACACUCAGUUAUUGGUGUGAUUUUGCUGAGGUGGAAGUUAUUUAUGGCAGUUACAUCAGCAUAUUAUGACCUCGUGUAUCAAAUUGAGAAAAAAAUGCAACUUCCUACAUAUGAUUGA
Mercurialis annua (annual mercury) is the source of this 1542-nucleotide messenger RNA. Its product is annotated as polyol transporter 5-like. Gene Ontology annotation, molecular function: myo-inositol:proton symporter activity. The transcript is spliced from 4 exons. The coding region runs from base 1 to 1542 and encodes 513 amino acids. Gene Ontology annotation, cellular component: membrane. Gene Ontology annotation, biological process: transmembrane transport. The record is from RefSeq and is a predicted model, not a curated record. NCBI's taxonomy places the organism in Eukaryota, Viridiplantae, Streptophyta, Magnoliopsida, Malpighiales, Euphorbiaceae.